CUUUUACUUCGAUCGUUGACGAGGUCAAGUGUCCAUCCCUCUUCCUUCUCCAAUCUUGCAUAUAAUAAUCACUCUUCUUCCCAUCAUUUUUUCAAAAAAAAAUAUUCCUUUGAUUGUCAUUUGUUUUUUUUUUCAUAACUCGUGACCAGGUUCUCUCUAACUAUCUUUCUUACCAAGACAAGGAGCAAUGAAGCCAGGAUCAGGAGCAUUUGCGUUGAAUCCCCAUGCAACGUCAUACGUACCACUCUAUAAAAGAGUUGAUCAUCAUCAUGACAUGGACGGUUUGCUGUUUGCCAACCCCACCACACAAGAUUUAAGUUUUGAAGACGUUCAAGUGUCGAUGCCCAACAUUUCAUCUGAAGUCGCGUACAAGCUGAUAAGGGAUGACGAUGAUUUCGAUAUGGAGAUGGAGAUUGACAUGGAUAUUGAAUACCUUCUUGUCACAUUCUCUGGUCUCUCUCAAGAGUCUAUUACUGAUGUUUACCUCGCCAAUAGUGGUGAUCUUGAAGCAACCAUUGAGAUGCUCAAUCAGCUUGAGAUAUACAGCAAUGAAGCUCAAGAAAACCUCCCAGAGACUCUGGAUAUUGGGGUUAUGUGUGAAUCAGCUGGCCUUCAACUUCAAAAUGCUCAACACAAAAGAAGGUAGCUACUGAGGUCGCUGCAUCAUCAUCAUCACCAUCGGUUAUCCCCAGUGCACCUGUAUCGGCCUGAUUUGAAGAAUCAUUGGUUGUGCAGUUUAUUUUAUUUUAUUCUUUGUAUGAACAACACACCCAUAAUAAGUACAGUGACUGGGGGUUAACGUUGUGGUAUCAAUGAACUUGAUGGUAAUCUUAUAGGGUAUAUGAUAUGAGAGUGGCUAAGUGAAAUGAUAUAAUGUAUAGUUUUUUUUUUUUGUGGAAUGCAAAUAUGAGUGAUGUGUUGUUUGGCAAAUUAGUUUCCUCUUUUGCACCCCACCC
This is a messenger RNA of Brassica napus (rape), 956 nucleotides long. RefSeq names its product polyadenylate-binding protein-interacting protein 5. Gene Ontology annotation, molecular function: ubiquitin binding. Bases 188 to 646 code for a protein of 152 amino acids. Lineage: Eukaryota; Viridiplantae; Streptophyta; Magnoliopsida; Brassicales; Brassicaceae. The transcript has 3 exons. The record is from RefSeq and is a predicted model, not a curated record.